This is a messenger RNA of Dreissena polymorpha, 6441 nucleotides long. Its product is annotated as NEDD8 ultimate buster 1-like. The transcript is spliced from 15 exons. The record is from RefSeq and is a predicted model, not a curated record. NCBI's taxonomy places the organism in Eukaryota, Metazoa, Mollusca, Bivalvia, Myida, Dreissenidae. Gene Ontology annotation, molecular function: protein binding. Gene Ontology annotation, biological process: regulation of ubiquitin-dependent protein catabolic process. The coding region runs from base 122 to 1951 and encodes 609 amino acids.
UAAGAGCUGGCCUCCACGAGAUAUUGUUCUCCAAAAUAAACACGAUUUCAUAACAUCAUUUCUAUUUUUGGAUAAAUAAUACUUUGUGAUUAUUUAUUGUGUGUGUUUCUGAUACAAAAGAAUGGCAACUGACGAGUUUCUGAAAAAGCAGCUUGGACAUAUAUUGAACGUUGAUAAAGUGAAACUCUGGGAAUUGCCCUACACAGAGACCAAUGGCAAAGCAGGAACUGUCCCUCUGGAAAUGAUUGCCAAUUAUGCCAACCAGCUGAAUGUCCCAGAGGAGAAGGUAACCAUAUUGCUAGAAGAGCUACGGGCACAUGCAGUACAGAAACUGGCUGAACGAGUCAAAUUCAGACAAUCGGGACUAGCCACACUGAAAGUGAAACUUUCUGGCCAGUUAGCUAAAAGGAGUCCACAGACUGUUCACUCCAUGGAGAUUGCCCUAUCUUCCAAAGGCAGUCAACUGCGUGAGAUGGUGGCAGAACUUGUUGGUCACCCUGGAGACCAGAUGAAGCUGAUUUCUUCAGGGGUGGUUAUCAAAGACCAAGUCCCAUUACAUGAGCAUGGGGUUAAGAAUGGCAGCACGAUACUGGUGCUUUGUUUGACAGUCAGUCAGGCUGAAGCACAGGCUGAUGAGCAACUGAAACACGACCUCCAAGACUUCAGACAUGCAGCUGAACUGCUGUCAGCCCGGGCAGAGAAAGAGUAUGAUGAGAUGGACAUCCAGAUUGCUGACCAGACCGGGAAGCCCAUCAAGCUGCCUGCGGGAGAGAAAAAGGCCCUAACGUUAGCUAUGGCGUUGCAUGAGAAAGGCAGACAGGCAUUGAAGAAAAAGAACAUCACAUUGGCUCUUCCACUGUUGUUAGAAGCUGACAAGGAAUUUAGGCAGUGCAGUUCAGACAUCAUAAACUCUGUAGACAACUAUGCAAUCUUGUGUCUGGAUAUAGUGUGGUGUUACCUGUGCCUUAAACACAUGGAUGAUCUUCCGGAUGCAGAAGAAAGACUGAGAAGUAGUGAGAACUUCUUCAACAAAAGUUACGGCUCUAGCAUGGAGAGGCUCAUGGCAGUCAAGGGUUCUACAGGAGAGGAACAGGCUCUCUUUAUGAAGCUCCACCUACUGCAGGGCAUCGUGGCCUUCCAUCAACAGCGCCUGGAGGAGUCCGCGAGACUGCUCUCUAGGGCUGAGGCUGAACUGGCAAGACUUCAUAUCGAUGAAGACAAAAUCAACACCAUGAUGUGCCUGGGUUAUUCAGAGGUGGAGUCGCGGCUUGGACUGAGGUCCUGUGAUGGCAAUGUUGCCAAUGCUGUGCAGCAUGUCAUGAAGAGGAGGGAGGAGAAAGCUGAAAAUGCCAGAAAGCGUCAUAAAGAGAGAAAAAGGAAUCAAAUAGCAAAGCAUUUGGGUAAAACAGCAAAUGGACAAAUAGUCAAUGUCAAGACAUACGAGACGUUGAUUAGGAUGGGGUACCCAAAGGGGGCGGCUUCAGAGGCUCUCAGACAGGCAAACAAUGACCUCAACCUGGCCUUAGAGGUUCUUCAGUCCCAUCCAGAAUUUCUGAACCUGCCUGAUCCAGAACCAAGAAAGAAAGUUAACAUCACAGAUGACAUGAUUGCUCAGGUGACCUGUAUGGGUUUUGAGGUGGAGAUGGCCAGGCGUGCCCUCCAGAAGCAUGACGGUGACGUGUCCAGGGCAGUAGAGGAUCUGGUGAACACAGGUGGUGUACUGCCACCGCCUCUCCCCCUGGAGGAGCAGCCAGGUCCAUCAACAGAAUCAUCACCUACCACUCCAGAAGAUGAAGCAGACGCUGAUCAGAGCAGGAAGGACAAAGAGGCAAUCAACCGCCUAGUGUCUGACCUGCCUGAGGAUGAGGAGGACUACUUGGACAUCACCCUCGACGAGGAGCGGGAAUUCCUCAGGGAAUACCAGGGCCUCGUUCAGUCACUCAGACACUGAGAAAUCUCAUCAUCGACAAGGAGCAGGAAUUCUUUAGGGAGUACCAGCACCUCCUUCAGGCAAUCAGACUGAGAGAUUUCACCCUGGUCAGGAAGCGGGAAUUCUUCUGAGAGUUCCAGGGCCUCGUUCAGUCACUCACACACUGAGAGAUAUCAUCCUCGACGAGGAGCAGGAAUUCCUCAGGGAGGACCUUGUUCAGUAACCCAGACACUGAGAUAUCUCACCUGCGACGAGAAGUGGGAAUUCCUCAGGGAGUACCAGGGCCUCGUUCAGUCUCUCAGACACUGAGAGAUCUCACCCAUGAGGAGGAGCGGGAAUUUAUCAGGGAAUACCAGGGUCUCGUUCAGUCACUCAGACAGAAUUGUGUGUGAUCCCUAAAGCUGUGAUAUAUGCAACAACUUGAGCAUUGGCUAUAAACUUAAACUUUGAGCACUGAUGAGGAACUUGUUUUUAUCCCCCGCCAGAUGCGGAGGGAUAUUGUUUUGGCGUUGUCCGUCCGUCCGUCCGGCUGUCCGUCCGUCCGUCCGGCACUUUUGUGUCCGGAGCCAUAUCAUGGAAGUUCUUUUGUGGAUUUCAUUUAAACUUGGUAUGAGUAUAUAUAUGCAAAAGAGGAUGAUGCACGCCAAAUGGCAUUGUACACCAUCUGUUAAAAACAGACUUAUGGCCCUUUGUAUCUUGAAAAAAUGCUUUUUACUAUAGGCACUUUUGUGUCCGGAGCCAUAUCUUGGAAGUGCUUUGGCGGAUUUCAUUUAAACUUGGUAUGAGUAUAUAUAUGCAUAAGAGGAUGAUGCACGCCAAAUGGCAUUGUACACCAUCUGUUAAAACAGACUUAUGGCCAUUUGUAUCUUGAAAAAAUGCUUUUUACUAUGGGCAUUUUUGUGUCCGGAGCCAUAUCUUGGAAGCGCUUUGGCGGAUUUCUUUGAAACUUGUUUAUUUCGUAUUGUACAUUGGGCAUUUGCUCUGAUAAUCAAGGCACAAAUGGUAGGGGCUACUUCUGAUUAAUAUCUCUUCUUGAUAGGAUUUUGUGCCAAUGUAGUGGUUGAGUUUUAAAUCUUGCUUUACAAGGAGCAGACUUUAUGAAGGGGCAACAGUGGUUGGACAAGAGAGAUUAUGAGGGUAUAUGAAGAACUGGAUUUGUAACUGGAGACAUCCUGGUCACGGCACCAAAAUGCUUUAGUGAAAUUUUAAGUGAGUCAAAGAAUACUCUCAGGGUUAUACAUUUAUUCAUCUUCAAAACAAUUACACGAACAGAACUGAGGAUAUCACUGUUUGAACGUAUUCAUUAUUGCAAAUCAAGGUAAAAGUAAUUUAUUGAAUAUUGGUUUUAAAUCUUACCCAAACGCUCUUAGUGAACUUUAAAUAUGCGAAGGUGUUAUAGAAUUUGUAGUUUAUUAGCGCCACCUCAAAUGUAUUUUUUGGAAGUUGAUUGGUCACGAAGAAUCGUCUACAUUUUUAGACACAUGUAUCUGUAACGCGUGCUAAAUAUAAAUGAAUUUUACAAGGACAAAAUCGUGAGAGUAUAUUGUCGCCUAUUUGUCCACUUGCAUAUCCAUCACACCUUCUUUUCAGGGCUAAAAUUACUUAUGGAUAAGACCACGGCGUUUCAAUUUAAUGAUUUUUUUUAUAUUUUAAGGAUCGUGACAUUUUCAUUAUUCAAUGAAUAACGCCUUCCUGUUUAAUAUAUGUCGUUUUUAAUUAGUAGACCAGACAGCGAUAGUAAUUUCUUAAAAAAUAUUUUUGAUCAUUCUGUAAAAAAUAAGUUUUAUGUUGAUUAUUAAUUCAUGAUUCGAUACAUUGAAAAAGACUCUGGAUCUGCAUGGUAAUUUUGCAUAAUUCUGAAAGAAGCGUUUACUACUCAUUGAGGCAGGAAGAAAGUGAAACAAUUACAUACAAAUCCAUUAGAAAAAUAAGAUAAAAAGGUUCUUAUUUAUCUUCUUUGGGACCAUUUUUCCAAUGUUUGUUUUGUUUCUCUUUUGUGUCGUUGAUGUAAUGAAGGCCAAUAAAUAUAUAAUGUAGUUAAAGUUGGCUCCCAUUAAACGAGCAUGGCCGUUUGAUGGUUAAAAAAAUGCGAAUGCAUAACUAAGGCUUAAACUGAUGCGUAGUAGUUGUUAUGCUAUGUAUCUAUAGAGUACUGUGAAACCAUUAUUAUUCGUCAGACAUUAAUUUUCGUCUUUUACGUCCUUCGACCGAUGAACGAAUUCAAGAUCCUAACGAACAAUCAUGUCCCAUAUUUGAAACAAAUAAGACUGAAAUACCGUAGUCAUGAGGCAUUUAAAUCCAGCGUAAUCCACGCAUAUACACAGGGCUCAAAUUUAACACUCGCACACUCGCAUAAUGCGAGUAAAAAAAGAUUGCAAGGUAAGUUAUAAGCCACUAGUAUUUUUUGCAAGUAAAGAAAUAGUGAAAAAAAACGAGUUAUAUUGCUAAAUGCGUUCGACGGGAUGAACGCUAAACCGUAAGCGGAAGCGCGCAUCUUGUUUGUAGACUGGUAUACUUAUAGUACAGAUACCCGGAUGGUAUUGAUACAAAGAACAUGAAACAGUCGACUAUUCACACUCAAGUUAAAUCCGGUUUUGACACAAAGGUGUGUACAUUAUACAGUGUACUGACAACUGACAUUUCCUGUGAAACACGAUGCAAUAAGGCUGUAUCGAAUGCAUCGACUUAGUUUAGGCAAAAUAGUGUUGAUUAGCGCUAAUUGUGUACAACUUUAUUACCCAUUGUGUGUAUUGUGUUUUUCAGGGGUGUUGCAGAUUAUACAGCCAACACGCGGCGAAUCCGGAUUAAAAACAAUACUAUUAAAAAUAUAAGGGACAGUAACUAUCACCUGAAAUAACAGACUUGUUAAUUGGCAUAUGCCAAACAAGGCCCACCUCCUGCAAGUGACUACCAAGUGUCACCCCUCUUUCCCAAGCACAAUUGUUUCGCAACCGCGUAUUACAUGUAUUACAAACAAAUCGGACGCUUUUUUUUCAAAACCAGAAAUGGACGAAUUUAAGUGCUGACGAAAUAGUCAUUUUUUUUUAAAGGACGAAAUUUCGUGCUGACGAAAAUAAAUGGUUUCACAGUAUAUAGAGAUCAUUUCAGUGUGCCAACCCAAUUAUACUAUACGAAUCUUGGCUUUAUUGCACUGCUUUUAGAUUAAUAUUUGUUAUAUGCGUUAAAUAUAAUUGCCGCAAAAAUAGUGUAUUCAAUUUACUGAAAUUGCCAGUUUAUAUUUAUUUCUGUUUCGGCUAUGUCAUUGUAUUUGUCGAAUCUGACACGUAACGCAAAUAGCUAGUGUCCUAUUAUCUGGGCGUAGGUACGCUAUGUUUUGUAAAGAUUUAUCAAAUUAUUUUGAAUAGCACACGUAGGAUGCAAAAAGGUGUGUGCUUGUUAUUUGCUGUGUGGUUCCACUUACCGAUUUGUUUAAAUGCCCAAAACACUAGCGUAAAUGUUAUUACCCAACUAUUGAAAUAAACUUAUCAACUCAUAUAUUGUAUAAAAUUGCAUCAACUUUUCACAUACAUUCAAAAGGAAAUAUUACAUGUGGGUGCAAUCAUUUGCUCUUAAAAUAUUAAGUUUAUAAUUAUUACAAUGUUCAUAAUUGUUUAAAUUAUUUUAUUUAUAUACACCGUCCGAUUGUUUAAGUUUUCUAAAACCUUCUUUAAAAUAUCAUUCAGUUAUUUUUUUUCUAACGAGGCUUUGUUUUCUGGCAAAAAAACAAAAACGUUUUUUUCUAUUGAAUAGCUUGCAUGGACACUCCUUGCGCGCUCAGCGUUCUGAUAUUUGCACAAACAAAAAGUCAUUUUGAAAAAGCGUAUAUAUUUAUGAUUUUGCGCUGUUAAAUAAUUCCACAUUAAACAGUUUGGCGCCAUAACGAAACGUAAAUAUAUAAAAAAAGAUCCAGGAUUUUGUAUGCUGGAUUUUAUUCAGAAUUAAUUAACUGCCAUACAAAUUGUAUGGGGUGUAUUGAUUGGUAACGUCCUCGUAAACAGUUUACCUGCUACGUAUUGCCGGUAUUGCACGCCUCUGCAUGUGUGCUCUGUUUACUAUCCAUACCUUGUAAAGGCCUGUAAAUCAAGCAUUACGGUACGUGCACAAACACAAAACAUGUCUCGAAAGCCGAAAAUAUGUUUACAUGCCAUUGAAUAAUAAAUUAAAUUUUACCUUUCGAUAAACACCCAUAACGAAUCCUCAUUUUAACGUGCGGCCUUUCCUGGAUCUCUCAGCUUUCUACAAAUCAUAUGACACGAUAUAGAUAUAUUGUUUUGCUAUUAACAAUUAAGGGAUAUAGUAGCUGUAUUUAAAUACGGCUUUUGAUUGUGGAUGCAUAUAGACUACACCAUAUGCGAUUGCAAUCAUGUUUAUAUGUCUAAUAUGAUAUGUGUUUGUGCCAUACUUAAAAAUUGACCAAUUGCUGAACAUAAUGUUGUUUUUAUUGUAAAUAAAGGCGGACUUGUUGCAUCCUUUGACGUACUUACGAAUUGCAAAUAAAACUGGAAGAACAA